GCAGUGCGGGGCUCGGUGUGCCCCUGGCGCGGCGGGCGCGGCGGCGGGGGCGGCGCGCGCUCCCGCUUCCGGUGAGGUGUCAUGGCGGGCCCCGCGCGCUGAGGGCCCGCGACACCGGCACCGCCCGCGCGCACCCGCCGCUCCCGGCCGGGCGGCGGCGGGACAUGGCGGCGCACAAGCCCGUGGAGUGGGUGCAGGCCGUGGUGAACCGCUUCGACGAGCAGCUUCCAAUAAAGGCUUGCCAGCAGAAUACCCACACCAAAGUCAGCACGGAGCACAACAAGGAGUGUCUCAUCAACAUUUCCAAGUACAAGUUUUCCCUGGUCAUCAGUGGUCUCACCAAUAUAUUAAAAAAUGUUAAUAACAUGAGAAUAUUUGGAGAAACUGCUGAAAAGAAUUUAUAUCUAUCUCAGCUGAUUAUCUUGGAUACACUGGAAAAAUGUCUGGCAGGGCAACCCAAGGACACCAUGCGGCUGGACGAGACCAUGCUGGUGAAGCAGCUGCUGCCCGAGAUCUGCCACUUCAUCCACACCUACCGCGAGGGCAACCAGCACGCGGCCGAGCUGCGCAGCUCCGCCUCGGGCGUGCUCUUCUCGCUCAGCUGCAACAACUUCAACGCCGUCUUCAGCCGCAUCUCCACCAGAUUACAGGAACUGACUGUUUGCUCAGAAGAUAAUGCUGAUGUUCAUGAUAUUGAACUUCUACAGUACAUCAGUGUGGAUUGUUCAAAACUCAAGCGACUCUUGCAAGAGACUGUAUUCAAGUUUAAAGCUCUUAAGAAAGUAGCUCAGUUAGCUGUUAUCAACAGUCUUGAGAAGGCAUUUUGGAACUGGGUGGAAAACUAUCCUGAUGAAUUCACCAAGCUGUACCAAACCCCCCAGACUGACAUGGCUGAUUGUGCUGAGAAGUUGUUUGAUUUAGUGGAUGGCUUUGCUGAAAGCACCAAACGUAAAGCAGCAGUGUGGCCACUGCAGAUCAUCCUCCUGGUGCUGUGUCCAGAGAUAAUCCAAGAUAUAGCAAAGGAUGUGGUAGAGGAAACUAAAAUGAACAAGAAGCUGUUCCUGGACAAUCUCAGGAAGGCCCUGGCAGGACACAGUGGGAGCAGGCAGCUGACUGAAAGUGCUGCUAUUGCUUGUGUUAAACUGUGCAAAGCAUCUACGUACAUCAACUGGGAAGAUAAUUCUGUCAUUUUCCUGCUAGUGCAGUCCAUGGUAGUAGAUCUUAAGAAUUUGCUGUUUAACCCAAGCAAGCCUUUUUCAAGAGGCAAUCAGAAUGCAGAUGUAGACCUGAUGAUUGACUGCUUGGUUUCCUGCUUCCGCAUAAAUCCUCACAAUAACCAACACUUCAAGAUCUGCUUGGCACAGAAUUCCCCAUCAACAUUUCAUUAUGUGCUGGUAAAUUCACUCCACCGAAUCAUCACAAACUCGGCGCUGGACUGGUGGCCGCGGAUCGACGCCGUGUACUGCCACGCCGUGGAGCUGCGCAGCAUGUUCAGCGACACGCUGCACCGCGCCAUGCAGGGCUGCGGGGCGCACCCCGCCAUCCGCAUGACCCCGAGCCUUACAUUUAAGGAGAAAAUGACAAGCCUUAAAUUUAAAGAAAAACCUACUGAUUUGGAGACCAGAAGCUACAAGUUCUUGCUGUUGUCCUUGGUGAAACUGAUCCAUGCAGAUCCAAAGCUUUUGCUGUGUAACCCCAGGAAGCAGGGCCCCGACUCGCAGGGCAGCACGGCCGAGCUGAUCACGGGGCUGGUGCAGCUGGUGCCGCAGUCCAGCAUGCCCGACAUCGCCCAGGAGGCCAUGGAGGCCUUGCUGGUUCUGCACCAGUUGGACAGCAUUGACUUGUGGAAUCCUGAUGCUCCUAUAGAAACAUUCUGGGAGAUCAGUUCACAAAUGCUUUUUUAUAUCUGCAAGAAGCUUACAAGUCAUCAGAUGCUCAGCAGUACAGAAAUCCUCAAGUGGCUGCGAGAGAUUCUCAUCUGUAGGAAUAAAUUUCUGCUAAAAAACAAACAAUCAGAUAGGAGUUCCUGCCACUUCCUUUUCCUUUAUGAUGUCUCUGGAAGUGGAACUAGUCAAAUUUCUCUUGACCAUGAGGAAAUGAUGCGCUGUGCACCAGGGGCUACCCUGAGGAAAGCAAAGGGGAAUUCAUCCAUAGAGAGCACUGCAGGAUGCAGCGGAACCCCGAUCUGCCGCCAGGCCCAGACCAAGCUGGAAGUGGCCUUGUACAUGUUCCUGUGGAGCCCAGAUAUCGAGGCAGUCCUGGUGGCCAUGUCCUGCUUCCGUCACCUCUGUGAGGAGGCCGACAUCAGGUGUGGAGUAGAUGAGGUCUCAGUGCAUAAUUUUUUGCCAAACUACAACACUUUCAUGGAGUUUGCAUCUGUGAGCAACAUGAUGUCAACAGGGAGAGCAGCUCUUCAGAAGAGAGUGAUGGCUUUAUUGAGGCGCAUUGAGCACCCCACUGCAGGCAACACAGAGGCCUGGGAGGAUACACAUGCAAAAUGGGAACAAGCUACAAAACUGAUCCUUAACUAUCCAAAGACCAAAAUGGAAGAUGGGCAGGUGACCGAGAGCCUGCACAAGACGAUCGUGAAGCGGCGCAUGUCGCACGUCAGCGGCGGCGGCUCCAUCGACCUGUCGGACACGGAGUCGCUGCAGGAGUGGAUCAACAUGACAGGGUUCCUGUGUGCCCUGGGCGGGGUGUGCCUGCAGCACCGCAGCAGCGCGGGGCUGGCCACCUACAGCCCCCCCAUGGGCCCCCUCAACGAGCGCAAGGGCUCCAUGAUCUCCAUGGUCUCCACCGAGGGCAGCGUGGAGACCCCGGUCAGCAAAUUCAUCGACCGCCUGCUCACCCUGAUGGUCUGCAACCACGAGAAGGUGGGGCUGCAGAUCCGCACCAACAUCAAAGACCUGGUGGGGCUGGAGCUCAGCCCUGCACUUUACCCUAUGCUCUUCAACAAGCUGAAGAAUACCAUCAGCAAGUUCUUUGAUUCUCAAGGACAGGUCUUGUUAACUGACACCAACACACAAUUUGUAGAGCAAACCAUUGCUAUAAUGAAGAAUUUGCUUGACAAUCACACAGAAGGGAGCUCAGAACACCUUGGACAAGCGAGCAUUGAGACAAUGAUGCUGAAUCUGGUUAGGUAUGUGCGUGUGCUUGGAAAUCUGGUACAUGCCAUUCAAAUAAAAACAAAGCUCUGUCAGUUGGUAGAAGUAAUGAUGGAAAGGAGAGAUGACCUUUCAUUUUGUCAAGAAAUGAAAUUUAGGAACAAAAUGGUGGAAUACUUGACAGACUGGGUAAUGGGAACAUCUAAUCAAGCAACAGAUGAGGAUGUGAAAUGCUUGACAAGAGAUUUGGACCAGGCGAGUAUGGAAGCAGUGGUCUCUCUUCUUGCUGGGCUCCCACUCCAGCCUGAAGAAGGAGAUGGUGUUGAGUUGAUGGAAGCAAAAUCUCAAUUAUUUCUCAAGUACUUCACGCUCUUCAUGAACCUGCUGAACGACUGCAGCGAGGCGGAGGAGGACGGCGCGGCGGCGGGCGGGCGCAAGCGCGGCAUGUCGCGCCGGCUGGCGUCGCUGCGGCACUGCACCGUGCUGGCCAUGUCCAACCUGCUCAACGCCAACGUGGACAGCGGCCUCAUGCACUCCAUAGGCUUGGGCUACCAUAAAGACCUCCAGACCAGAGCCACGUUCAUGGAAGUCCUCACCAAAAUCCUGCAGCAGGGGACAGAGUUUGACACCUUGGCAGAAACGGUGCUGGCAGAUCGCUUUGAGAGAUUGGUGGAGCUGGUUACAAUGAUGGGUGAUCAGGGGGAGCUCCCUAUUGCUAUGGCUUUAGCCAAUGUGGUGCCUUGUUCUCAGUGGGAUGAGCUGGCUCGUGUCCUGGUCACACUCUUUGAUUCCCGGCACCUGCUCUACCAGCUCCUCUGGAAUAUGUUCUCAAAGGAGGUCGAGUUGGCAGACUCCAUGCAGACACUCUUCAGAGGAAACAGUUUAGCCAGUAAAAUAAUGACUUUCUGUUUUAAGGUCUAUGGUGCUACAUACCUGCAGAAGCUGUUGGAGCCUUUGCUGCGGACUGUGAUCACAUCCCCUGAGUGGCAGCACGUCAGCUUUGAGGUGGAUCCAACAAGGCUGGAGCCCACAGAAAGCCUUGAAGAGAACCAGCGGAGUCUCUUGCAAAUGACAGACAAGUUUUUUCAGGCAAUCAUUAAUUCCUCCUCGGAGUUCCCACCCCAGCUGCGCAGUGUGUGCCAUUGUUUAUACCAGGCAACUUGCCACUCUCUACUGAAUAAAGCUACCGUAAAAGAAAAAAAGGAAAACAAAAAAUCAGUGGUGAGCCAGCGCUUCCCCCAGAACAGCAUCGGCGCCGUGGGCAGCGCCAUGUUCCUGCGCUUCAUCAACCCCGCCAUCGUGUCCCCGUACGAGGCGGGCAUCCUGGACAAGAAACCGCCGCCCCGCAUCGAGCGCGGCCUCAAGCUCAUGUCAAAGAUCCUUCAGAGUAUUGCCAACCACGUGCUGUUUACCAAAGAGGAGCACAUGCGGCCUUUCAAUGACUUUGUGAAGAGCAAUUUUGACGCGGCGCGAAGGUUUUUCCUCGACAUCGCGUCCGACUGCCCGGCCAGCGACACCGUCAACCACAGCCUGUCCUUCAUCAGCGACGGCAACGUGCUGGCGCUGCACCGCCUGCUCUGGAACAACCAGGAGAAAAUCGGCCAGUACCUGUCCAGCAACAGGGACCACAAGGCUGUUGGACGACGACCUUUCGACAAGAUGGCAACGCUUCUUGCCUACCUGGGGCCUCCUGAGCACAAACCUGUGGCAGAUACACAUUGGUCCAGCUUAAAUCUCACUAGUUCCAAGUUUGAAGAGUUUAUGACAAGGCAUCAGGUACAUGAGAAAGAGGAGUUCAAAGCACUGAAAACAUUAAAUAUUUUCUACCAAGCUGGGACAUCCAAAGUUGGCAAUCCUGUUUUCUACUACAUCGCUCGGCGGUUCAAGACUGGUCAGAUCAACGGGGAUUUGCUGAUCUACCACGUGCUGCUGACCCUGAAGCCAUACUAUGCAAAGCCAUAUGAAAUUGUGGUGGACCUCACACACGCUGGCCCCAGUAAUCGCUUUAAAACAGACUUUCUUUCUAAAUGGUUUGUAGUUUUUCCAGGCUUUGCUUAUGAAAAUGUCGCAGCAGUUUUUAUUUAUAACUGUAACUCUUGGGUCAGAGAAUACACCAAAUACCAUGAAAGGCUCUUGACAGGUUUGAAAGGGAGCAAAAGGCUUGUUUUCAUAGACUCUCCAGGGAAGCUGGCAGAGCACAUCGAACACGACCAGCAGAAACUCCCAGCAGCUACCUUGGCUUUGGAGGAGGACUUGAAAGUGUUUCACAAUGCUCUCAAACUGGCUCAUAAAGACACCAAAGUUUCUAUUAAAGUUGGCUCGACGGCGGUGCAGGUGACGUCGGCAGAGCGCACGCGCGUGCUGGGCCAGACCGUGUUCCUCAAUGACAUCUACUACGCCUCUGAGAUCGAGGAGAUCUGCCUGGUGGAUGAGAACCAGUUCACCCUGACCAUUGCCAACCAGGGCACCCCGCUCACCUUCAUGCACCAGGAGUGUGAAGCCAUCGUCAGGUCCAUCAUCCACAUCCGCACGCGCUGGGAGCUGUCGCAGCCCGACUCCAUCCCCCAGCACACCAAGAUCCGCCCCAAGGACGUGCCCGGCACGCUGCUCAACAUCGCCCUGCUCAACCUGGGCAGCUCCGACCCCAGCCUGCGGUCUGCUGCCUAUAAUCUUCUAUGUGCCUUAACCUGUACCUUUAAUUUAAAGAUUGAGGGCCAGUUACUGGAAACUUCAGGUCUGUGUAUUCCUGCCAACAACACACUAUUUAUUGUAUCUAUCAGUAAGACUCUUGCAGCAAACGAGCCACACCUCACCUUGGAGUUCUUGGAGGAGUGUAUUUCAGGAUUUAGCAAAUCCAGCAUUGAGCUGAAGCACCUGUGCCUGGAGUACAUGACGCCCUGGCUGUCCAACCUGGUGCGCUUCUGCAAGCACAACGACGACGCCAAGCGCCAGCGCGUCACCGCCAUCCUGGACAAGCUCAUCACCAUGACCAUCAACGAGAAGCAGAUGUACCCUUCCAUCCAGGCCAAGAUAUGGGGCAGCCUGGGACAGAUAACGGAUCUCCUGGAUGUAGUGCUGGACAGUUUCAUCAAAACCAGUGCCACGGGGGGCUUGGGCUCCAUCAAGGCUGAGGUGAUGGCAGACACAGCUGUAGCACUGGCUUCUGGCAAUGUCAAACUGGUGUCAAGCAAAGUGAUUGGGAGGAUGUGUAAAAUCAUUGACAAGACCUGUCUGUCCCCCACGCCCACGCUGGAGCAGCACCUGAUGUGGGAUGACAUUGCCAUUCUGGCUCGGUACAUGCUCAUGCUCUCCUUCAACAACUCCCUGGACGUGGCUGCACAUCUCCCCUACCUCUUCCACGUGGUGACUCUGCUGGUGGCCACGGGGCCCCUUUCCCUCAGAGCUUCCACUCAUGGGCUCGUCAUCAACAUCAUUCACUCUCUUUGCACUUGUUCACAGCUUCACUUCAGUGAGGAGACCAAGCAAGUUUUAAGGCUGAGCUUGACUGAGUUCUCUCUGCCCAAGUUUUAUUUGCUGUUUGGGAUCAGCAAAGUGAAGUCGGCGGCGGUGAUCGCGUUCCGCUCCAGCUACCGCGACAGGUCCUUCUCGCCCGGCUCCUACGAGCGCGAGACCUUCGCCCUCACCUCGCUGGAGACGGUCACCGAGGCCCUGCUGGAGAUCAUGGAGGCUUGCAUGAGGGAUAUUCCAACGUGCAAGUGGCUGGACCAGUGGACUGAACUAGCUCAAAAGUUUGCAUUCCAGUACAACCCCUCCCUGCAGCCAAGAGCACUGGUUGUCUUUGGCUGUAUAAGUAAACGAGUGUCUCAUGGACAAAUAAAACAAAUCAUCCGAAUUCUCAGCAAGGGACUUGAGAGCUGUUUAAAAGGCCCUGAUAAUUAUAAUAGCCAAGUUCUAAUAGAAGCCACAGUUAUAGCCCUCACCAAACUGCAGCCUCUUCUUAACAAGGACUCCCCUAUGCACAAGGCUCUGUUCUGGGUGGCCAUGGCUGUGCUGCAGCUGGAUGAGGUGAACCUGUACUCGGCAGGGACAGCCCUGCUGGAGCAGAACCUGCACACCCUGGACAGCCUGCGCGUGUUCAACGACAAGAGCCCAGAAGAAGUGUUCAUGGAGAUCAGGAGACCACUCGAAUGGCACUGCAAGCAGAUGGAUCAUUUUGUUGGGCUAAAUUUCAACUCCAACUUUAACUUUGCACUAGUGGGACAUCUCCUGAAAGGGUACAGGCAUCCUUCCCCUACCACUGUAGCAAGAACAGUGAGGAUUUUGCACACACUCCUUGCUCUGGUGAACAAACACAGGAACUGUGACAAGUUCGAGGUGAACACCCAGAGCGUGGCUUACCUGGCAGCGCUGCUGACGGUGUCGGAGGAGGUGCGGAGCCGCUGCAGCCUCAAGCACAGGAAGUCUCUCCUGCUGACAGACGUCUCAAUGGAAAAUGUUCCCAUGGAUACAUACCCCAUCCAUCACAGUGACACUAGCUAUAGGACACUAAAGGAACACCAGCCCUGGUCAUCCCCCAAGGGGUCAGACAGACACCUGGCUGCCAGUUACCCAACAGUGGGACAGAUCAGCCCUCGCACCCGGAAAUCCAUGAGCUUGGACAUGGGGCAGCCUUCACAAGCCAACACUAAAAAGCUUCUAGGUACAAGGAAAAGUUUUGACCAUUUGAUAUCGGACACAAAGGCUCCUAAAAGGCAAGACAUGGAAUCUGGAAUCACAACGCCUCCCAAAAUGAGGAGAGUAGCCGAAAAUGAUUAUGAAAUGGAAACCCAGAGAAUAUCACCACAGCAGCACCCACACCUCCGGAAAGUUUCCGUUUCCGAGUCAAACGUCCUCCUGGAUGAAGAAGUUCUGACUGACCCAAAAAUUCAAGCACUGCUGCUUACAGUUCUUGCCACGCUGGUGAAGUACACCACGGACGAGUUCGACCAGCGCAUCCUCUACGAGUAUUUAGCAGAAGCCAGCGUUGUCUUCCCAAAGGUCUUUCCUGUUGUGCAUAAUUUAUUGGAUUCCAAGAUCAAUACCCUUUUAUCGCUGUGCCAGGACCCAAACUUGUUGAAUCCAAUUCAUGGGAUUGUGCAGAGUGUUGUCUACCAUGAGGAGUCCCCACCCCAAUACCAAACAUCCUAUCUACAGAGUUUUGGAUUUAAUGGGCUGUGGAGGUUUGCUGGCCCCUUCUCCAAGCAAACCCAAAUCCCAGACUAUGCUGAGCUCAUAGUGAAGUUCCUUGAUGCCUUGAUUGACACAUACUUGCCUGGAAUUGAUGAGGAAGCCAGUGAAGAAUCUCUCCUGACCCCCACCUCUCCGUAUCCCCCAGCGGUGCAGAGCCAGCUCAGCAUCACUGCAAACCUCAACCUCUCCAACUCCAUGACCUCACUUGCCACUUCCCAGCACUCCCCAGGGAUCGACAAGGAGAACGUGGAGCUCUCGCCCACCGCCGGCCACGCCAACAGCGGCAGGAUGCGCCACGGCUCCGCCAGCCAAGUGCAGAAGCAGCGAAGCGCCGGCAGCUUCAAGCGUCACAGCAUCAAAAAGAUCGUGUGAUUGUCGCUUUUUAAUUUUAUUUUUUAUUUUUGGACCUGCCUGGCGCGCGCGGCCCCUCGCGAAGGGCCCUGCACCGGGUGUGAUGCUGCACUUGAGCUGUACAGUUCCCAUCCAGCCGCGUUGCCAGACGAUCAACUCCUGCCCCCUGCCCGAGUCACGCCCGCGUUCCCCGCGCUGGCUCCAGCCCAGCCCCGGGCCAGGCUGGAGCUCUGCUCGAAUCCAAAGCCAUUCCCCAGCCCUGCCAUGUCUGCUCUGGCCUCAGGUGUUCCUGCUAAGGGAAGUGUUGAUCCUUAACCCUGUUUGCACGCCUCAAGGUAGUAGUGGCUUCCUGAGCCGGGGAAGUUUCUCUAACCCUGGUGUUAAUCCAAACCUAUAAGAUUUUAGCUGUGUACUUUUUGUUUUUCCACACUGAGAAGAAGUUCAUGAUAGCUGCAGUACAAGGAGCUUAACAGAAGUGGUGGAUUAGGUUAAAUUUCAGGUAAUUAGCAAUAAAGGGGAGAGGAAAAGGAGGCUGCAGGAGUCCCUCAUUCCCCAGACCAAGCUUCACACACUUGGACUGUACAUGGACCAGACUGGACAAACUGGCUUUUUUUUCCCAAAACUUUUUUUUUUUUUUUUUUGCUGUACUUCAUCUUCCCUGAGGAAGUUGUACAGGGGAAAAUCCCUGGGAACUGAGCCUCGAGCUGUCAUUGUAGCACGUGCUUUAGUUCUGCCCUUCCCAACAAUGUGCACCUUCAAGAGCUCCUGGCAGAGUAUCCGGUGGGGAAUGGAGGGAAAAUGGGAUGGAUUCAUUCCCGGCUCCGGGGGAUAGUGUGUGGCAAAGCUUGCCCCUGUGCUGCCCGGGCAGGGACAGAAACAGCCACGUCUGCUCAAGGUACAUGAAUUUAAAUUAACUGACACUGUCCAGUCCAGGGAGGGGUGGGUGGCGCGGUCCCUCCCGGGGCGGGUUCGGGGCUCCGGCGGGGCUUGCACAGACCUGGGGCUGCCGUCGCUGUCCCGGGGUGGGUUCGGGGCUUGCACAGACCUGGGGCUGCCGUCGCUGUCCCGGGGUGGGUUCGGGGCUUGCACAGACCUGGGGCUGGGGCAGUCAGGAGCCGCUGGUGGCGAGGGAGGAGCCGCUGGGCGCGGCCCCGGUGCCGCGGGCACUGCGGGCUGUGAGUGGAGCUGAGUUCAGGCAGGGGCUGUGUCCCUGGGGCUCACACAGCUCCUGCUCAGAAACAGAUCCGCUUCCCAGUUUCAGAUCCCUCUGCUGUGGUAGGAAAUAACAAUCCUUCAGUGGCUUUAAAGGAGAAAAAAAGUAUAACCAUUAGGUAAAAGCCAGUCCUCCAGUGCAAUCGUUAGUGGCUUUCAGUAAAUCAAACUCCACAGCUAAAUUAUUAGAGAAUGGUACAAUUAAGGGUUCCAAUUUAUUGCUAUAGCACAUAAUUCCCAUGUAUCCACACAGUAACAAUGUAACAUUUAUGUAAAUAAAAAUACCUUUAUUGUA
Molecule: messenger RNA, 10152 nt
Organism: Passer domesticus (house sparrow)
Lineage: Eukaryota; Metazoa; Chordata; Aves; Passeriformes; Passeridae
Gene: NF1
Product: neurofibromin 1
Exons: 58
Coding region: 165-8666 (2833 amino acids)
Biological process (GO): nuclear-transcribed mRNA catabolic process, no-go decay; RNA surveillance; regulation of GTPase activity
Cellular component (GO): cytoplasm
Source: RefSeq, a predicted model, not a curated record